AUGGUUACAGGCUGCAAACCUGUCUCUACUCCCAUUGAUCCUAAUCAUAAGUUGGCCAAUGAUAGUGGUACUCUUCUUGCUGAUGCUUCAUAUUACAGACAGUUAGUUGGGAAGUUGAUUUAUGUCACUUUCACUCGUCCCGACAUCUCUUAUGCUGUGCAGAUUUUAUCUCAAUACAUGAAUAAACCUACUGAUAUUCACUUACAAGCUAUACAUCGUUCUUCUACACAGUUGAGGGCUUUCUCUGAUAGUGACUGGGCUGGUUGCCCAGAUACAAGGAGAUCCGUUUCUGGCUUAUGUAUUUUCUUGGGUGAUUCUUUGAUUACAUGGAAGUCUAAGAAGUAG
Nelumbo nucifera (sacred lotus) is the source of this 345-nucleotide messenger RNA. The record is from RefSeq and is a predicted model, not a curated record. NCBI's taxonomy places the organism in Eukaryota, Viridiplantae, Streptophyta, Magnoliopsida, Proteales, Nelumbonaceae.